AACUUAAUGACGUAAAAUAAAAUCUUAAUAACACGUCAAAAAUGCAAUAAGUUUAAUUCACAGGAUUGAUUAAUUUUGGCUUUUGUAUAUUUAUAAUUAUGCAUAAACCUAAAUAAAUAUCUCUAAACUUUACAUGAUAAUAACGUAUUAUAAACGGGAGAAAAAAUUUCGAGGAAAAUAUUAGUUAAAGGGUAUUGGAUAUUGGAAAAAGUGUAGUCUGAACAUUGAGCCGCAAAAAUGAGUUUUUCCAGCGACGAAGUAAACUUUUUAGUCUAUAGAUAUCUGCAAGAAUCCGGUUUUGUACAUUCGGCUUUUGUGUUUGGUGUGGAAUCUCAUAUUUCGCAAAGCAACAUAAAUGGCGCUUUGGUACCACCGGCUGCUCUUCUCACUAUUCUUCAGAAAGGCCUAAUGUAUACAGAAGUUGAAUGGAGCGUUGGUGAGGAUGGUGAAGCUGGACGUUCAGUCGAAGGGUUAAGUUUAAUUGAUGCCGUUAUGCCCGAAGUAAAGCCACCAAAACCAACAGCUGUAAAAUCAGAACCUGGGAAAGCCAGUGCGGACAGCAGUAGCGCAACUGCAUCGUCAACGACAACAGGCGGUGUCGUAAAAUCGGAAGUAAAAUCGGAGGGCAAUGCUCCAGGAGCGUCGACAAACAAUGAACAAAACUCGGGGGGAGCUCCAUCCGCAUCUGCUGAUUCUAAUGAAACUGAUAGUAAUACUAAUUCAGCUGCAAAUAGUACAACGUCUGUUCCACCAUCCGCCGGAACUGCUAAUAGUACAGCUGGGACAACUAGUGACGCAUCUUCAACUGGAAAUAAAAAGACGAACCCCUCCGAAACAACAUCUGGCAGUUCUUUAGCCACAAAUGAUCUUACAACAAAUACAAAUGUCAAUAAUGGCAUUAACGCAGGUACUAACGCUAAUGUCAAUGAACCAACAACAACCACAAAUUCAGUAGUGACCGGUUCAACAACUGGAACAAAUAUUUCGGGAGCCGGUACUACUACUGCUUCAAGCGGCAGUGCUGCUAAUAAUAACCCAGCUCCAGGUAGCUCUGAUAUUUUGACCCAGAUACAAUUGGGUAAUACAGCUUCAACAACAGGAACAGAACCAAUGGAUAUCGAUCAAGGAAUUGAGAUACCUGCCUCUAAAGCAACAGUUUUACGUGGACAUGAGAGCGAGGUCUUCAUAUGUGCCUGGAAUCCCAGCAGAGACCUUCUUGCAAGUGGUUCUGGUGAUAGCACUGCACGUAUAUGGGAUAUGUCUGAUGCAACCAGUAGCCCUAACCAAUUAGUUUUACGCCAUUGCAUUCAAAAGGGAGGUGCAGAAGUUCCAAGCAACAAAGACGUUACAUCAUUAGAUUGGAAUUGCGAUGGCACGUUGCUAGCUACUGGCAGUUAUGAUGGAUACGCACGCAUAUGGAAAACUGAUGGUCGCUUAGCAUCAACUCUCGGUCAACAUAAGGGUCCAAUAUUUGCAUUAAAAUGGAAUAAACGGGGUAAUUAUAUACUCUCGGCUGGUGUUGAUAAAACUACUAUAAUCUGGGAUGCUUCUACUGGACAAUGUAACCAACAAUUUUCUUUCCACAAUGCACCCGCUCUCGAUGUCGAUUGGCAAACAAAUGUAUCAUUCGCUUCGUGUAGUACUGAUCAACGUAUCCAUGUGUGUCGCCUUGGCUCAGAUAUGCCCAUUAAAACAUUUAAAGGUCAUACUAAUGAGGUGAACGCUAUAAAGUGGUGCCCACAGGGUCAAUUGCUUGCCUCCUGCUCAGACGAUAUGACACUGAAAAUUUGGAGUAUGAAGCAAGACAAAUGCUGUCAUGAUUUACAAGCACAUUCUAAGGAAAUCUAUACAAUCAAAUGGUCUCCCACUGGACCAGGAACACAAAAUCCUAACACGAAUCUAAUACUUGCUUCCGCGUCAUUUGACUCCACCGUACGUCUAUGGGAUGUUGAGCGUGGUACAUGCAUUCAUACUCUUACGAAACAUACAGAGCCUGUCUAUUCGGUAGCAUUUAGUCCAGACGGAAAAUAUUUAGCGUCAGGAAGUUUCGAUAAAUGCGUACAUAUUUGGAGUACUCAGUCGGGACAGUUAGUACACAGUUACAAAGGCACAGGUGGUAUUUUUGAGGUCUGCUGGAAUUCCAAGGGCACUAAAGUGGGUGCCAGCGCUUCGGACGGUAGCGUUUUUGUGUUGGAUUUAAGAAAAAUCUGUAGACAGAAUAUUAAGAAGUGUAGCCGCAACAUGAGUUUUUCCAGCGACGAAGUAAACUUUUUGGUUUAUAGAUAUCUGCAAGAAUCUGGUUUUGUACAUUCGGCUUUUGUGUUUGGUGUGGAAUCUCAUAUUUCGCAAAGCAACAUAAAUGGUGCUUUGGUACCACCGGCUGCUCUUCUCACUAUUCUUCAGAAAGGCCUAAUGUAUACAGAAGUUGAAUGGAGCGUUGGAGAGGAUGGUGAAGCUGGACGUUCAGUUGAAGGGUUAAGUUUAAUUGAUGCCGUUAUGCCCGAAGUAAAGCCACCAAAACCAACAGCUGUAAAAUCCGAACCUGGGAAAACCAGUGCGGACAGCAGUAGCGCAGCUGCAUCGUCGACGGCAACAGGUGGUGUCGUAAAAUCGGAAGUAAAAUCCGAGGGCAGUGCCCCAGGAGCUUCGACAAGCAAUGAACAAAACUCGGGAGGAGCUCCAUCCACAUCUGCUGAUUCUAAUGAAACUGAUAGUAAUACUAAUUCAGCUGCAAACAGUACAACAUCUGGAGCUCCAUCCAUUGGAACUGCUAAUUCUACAACUGGUACAACUAGUGACGCAUCUUCAACUGGAAAUAAAAAGACCAACCCCUCCGAACCAACAUCUGGCAGUUCCUUAGCCACAAAUGAUCUUGCAACAAAUACGAAUGUCAACAACGGCAUUAACGCAGGCACUAACGCUAAUGUCAAUGAACCAACAACAACCACAAAUUCAGUAGUGACCGGUUCAACAACUGGAACAAAUAUUUCGGGAGCCGGUACUACUACUGCUUCAAGCGGCAGUGCUGCUAAUAAUAACCCAGCUCCAGGUAGCUCUGAUAUUUUGACCCAGAUACAAUUGGGUAAUACUGCUUCAACAACAGGAACAGAACCAAUGGAUAUCGAUCAAGGAAUUGAGAUACCUGCCUCUAAAGCAACAGUUUUACGUGGACAUGAGAGCGAAGUCUUCAUAUGUGCCUGGAAUCCCAGCAGAGACCUUCUUGCAAGUGGUUCUGGUGAUAGCACUGCACGUAUAUGGGAUAUGUCUGAUGCAACCAGUAGCCCUAACCAAUUAGUUUUACGCCAUUGCAUUCAAAAGGGAGGUGCAGAAGUUCCAAGCAACAAAGACGUUACAUCAUUAGAUUGGAAUUGCGAUGGCACGUUGCUAGCUACUGGCAGUUAUGAUGGAUACGCACGCAUAUGGAAAACUGAUGGUCGCUUAGCAUCAACUCUCGGUCAACAUAAGGGUCCAAUAUUUGCAUUAAAAUGGAAUAAACGGGGUAAUUAUAUACUCUCGGCUGGUGUUGAUAAAACUACUAUAAUCUGGGAUGCUUCUACUGGACAAUGUAACCAACAAUUUUCUUUCCACAAUGCCCCCGCACUCGAUGUCGAUUGGCAAACAAAUGUAUCAUUCGCUUCGUGUAGUACUGAUCAACGUAUCCAUGUGUGUCGCCUUGGCUCAGAUAUGCCCAUUAAAACAUUUAAAGGUCAUACUAAUGAGGUGAACGCUAUAAAGUGGUGCCCACAGGGUCAAUUGCUUGCCUCCUGCUCAGACGAUAUGACACUGAAAAUUUGGAGUAUGAAGCAAGACAAAUGCUGUCAUGAUUUACAAGCACAUUCUAAGGAAAUCUAUACAAUCAAAUGGUCUCCCACUGGACCAGGAACACAAAAUCCUAACACGAAUCUAAUACUUGCUUCCGCGUCAUUUGACUCCACCGUACGUCUAUGGGAUGUUGAGCGUGGUACAUGCAUUCAUACUCUUACGAAACAUACAGAGCCUGUCUAUUCGGUAGCAUUUAGUCCAGACGGAAAAUAUUUAGCGUCAGGAAGUUUCGAUAAAUGUGUACAUAUUUGGAGUACUCAGUCGGGACAGUUAGUACACAGUUACAAAGGCACAGGUGGUAUUUUUGAGGUCUGCUGGAAUUCCAAGGGCACUAAAGUGGGUGCCAGCGCUUCGGACGGUAGCGUUUUUGUGUUGGAUUUAAGAAAAAUCUAAAUUUUAGUUUAACUAUUCUAUGAUAUAUGAACAAUUAUUAUAAGAUAGUAUUUGAACAUUAAUUAAAGGAAUGAAGCAUUAAAAUAAAAACUUUAGUUAUAAACAUUAAAAGUA
Messenger RNA from Bactrocera dorsalis (oriental fruit fly), 4329 nucleotides. RefSeq lists its product as uncharacterized. Gene Ontology annotation, molecular function: transcription corepressor activity; protein binding. NCBI's taxonomy places the organism in Eukaryota, Metazoa, Arthropoda, Insecta, Diptera, Tephritidae. The transcript is spliced from 6 exons. Gene Ontology annotation, biological process: regulation of transcription by RNA polymerase II. Gene Ontology annotation, cellular component: histone deacetylase complex. The coding region runs from base 238 to 4215 and encodes 1325 amino acids. The record is from RefSeq and is a predicted model, not a curated record.